AUGGAUGGAUCUACCGGGUUCACUUGUGUCACUUGCCGUGUCGUUUUCGAGACAGCCGAGUUGCAGAGAGAUCACUACAAAACUGAAUGGCAUCGGUAUAAUCUCAAAAGACAAGCUGCAGAAUUACCAGCCAUUGGAUUCGAGUUAUUCAGUGAAAAGGCCGCGUCGUUCAAUCCAACAAUGCCAGCUGUUGCCCCAGAAGUCGAACCAUUGUACUGCAAAGCAUGCAAAAAGUCUAUAAAAUCUGAAAAUGCUAUGACAGAUCACGUGGCCAGCAAGAAGCACAAAGAUAAUGAGAAAAAGAGUCAGGAAGCAGUGAAAAAAGGUCCGAAGCAACCAAGAAAGAAGCCAGAGAACAUGCCGAAGAAGGAAGAGUCCGUCAAAGAGAACGAGAAUGAAGAGGAAGAUGAUGAUGAUUCGAGUGGGUGGGAGACAGAUGAAGGAGAGGAAGGAAUCGAGGAAUUGAACGACGAUGACGCUCUUCCAGUCACUUCAUGUCUUUUCUGCCCACAAACCAAACCUACCAUGGAAGAGACGCGUAAACACAUGAGCUUUCAUCAUGGAUUCCAACUUCCAGACAGACAAUAUUUGGUUGAUGAACUCGGAUGUCUCAACUACUUGGGUCUCAAAAUUGGGGCUGGACGUACUUGUAUCUUUUGCCCAGAUACUAAGGGAAGAUAUGAAACGAUUCAGAGUUGUCAACAACACAUGAGAGACAAAGAACAUUGCAAGCUUCGUAGAGACCCACAGAGUAUGAUUGAACUGGAUGAUUACUAUGACUACAGUCCAAUGUACGAAGGAGACGACGACGAGAAGAAUGAUUCUGAAUUGUUUGAUGACGGAUGGUCUCUCACUCUUCCAUCUGGAGCCAAAAUCGGUCACAGGCAACUUCAUCGUUACUUCAAGCAAUACCUUCGACCAGUUGAUGGAACACAGAGACUUGUUUCGAAAGCAGCUAUCGAUAAAGCAAGAGGAUUUUAUCCAGCCCUUGCUUGGACUGGAACAACUACUGUCGAAGCGAAGAAGGUUGCCCGCGAUAUGAAGUUUGUUGAGCGUUUCCGUCGCCGUUGUGAACUUCGCAGAGCCGUCAAAUCGAAUAAGCUAUUCAAAACGAAUGGAUUCGUUGGAGACAAUCAUUGA
Molecule: messenger RNA, 1140 nt
Organism: Caenorhabditis remanei
Lineage: Eukaryota; Metazoa; Nematoda; Chromadorea; Rhabditida; Rhabditidae
Exons: 4
Coding region: 1-1140 (379 amino acids)
Biological process (GO): ribosomal large subunit biogenesis
Cellular component (GO): preribosome, large subunit precursor
Molecular function (GO): zinc ion binding; nucleic acid binding
Source: RefSeq, a predicted model, not a curated record